CCAAAAAAAAAAAAAAAAACGAAAACACGAAAAAUACAAGACUGACCAAAAGAUUGACUUGACUGAAUUAAGAAAAUAAUGAUAACUGAUGAUAAUAAUAUCUGUCAUGUAAAUUAAUUGAUUCUGAAAUUACGAAAAUAGAAUCAAAUAAAAAUGAAUCAAAACGAUCGAGAACAAGAAAUGUCAAAUGAAUCGAAUCGUCGAUUACUUUCGUUGGUCACUCGUUUAUGUUCCACAUUGGUUCCUAAUGAAUCAGAUAAUUUUGAUAAAAUUUGUCAAUAUUCAUUGGAUUUGAUUAGUAAGAAAAAAAUUACUAUCGAAGAUUGUGAAGAACAAUACAUUCUGUCUAAAAUUCGUCAUUCUUUUUUAAAAAAAUUAUCCGUAGAAGAAUGGAAUCGUUUUGAAGAUUUAUAUCUUCAUCUAAAAUCAUCAUUGCCAAAAUCAUUCAAUAUUCGACAAUUAUUAUAUUGUUUGUUUCUGUUGUCAAAUUCAUCUUCCAAUGAUAGUGCUACCAUAUUUUCCAUUUCAAAUUCAAUUGAAACAAUGAAAAUUGCUAAAAAUGAUCUAGAUUUAGAAUAUAGACAUUCACAUCAUUUUGGUAAUAAUGGUGAUGGUCGAAAUAAUCAAUCACUGAAUCGAAUGACAACGAACCCUCGUCAUACCGUUCAUGUUUAUACCGAUAAUAAUAAUGAGAAUGAUCAUCAUUACAAUGGCAAGAUAAGAUCAAAAUAUACUUUACUUGCCAAAGAUUUAAUAUCAAUAUUUCAAGGUCUUCAUGGUAAACAUAUAAAUUUACCAGAUGAUUCAAAAUAUUCCAUCACUUUCGGAAGAAAUGAUUUAUUCUAUAUGAAUGAAAUUUAUUUUGCCAAACGUUUAUCAGUAUUGGGACAGAAUUUCAAAACAAUCAAAACUUUCAGCCAAACAUCAAUGAAUACAACAUCUAAAGGUUUUGUUGUGCAAAGUUUUGGUUCAUCAUUGAAUGAUGAGAUUAAUAAUUUCUAUAAAUUAAUGACAUCGAUACAAGCCAAUUUCCAUAAAUCCGAACAAACGGCCGUCACACUGCAUAAGCUUUGUUUUUGGACCACAGAAUCAUUCAUCUGUUUUGAAGCAUUAAUCAAUUUAAUUGGCAAAUGUCGUUCAAAAAAAGGUGGUGCCUUGAUCAGUAUUGUUUAUGAUAUGAUGCAUCAUGGUGAUCCAUUAGUACGUGAAUGUUAUCGAAAAAUUUUAUCCAAAGUUGUCAAACCAAUACGUAAAAUGCUUAAUCAUUGGAUCUUUUAUGGUGAAUUGAAAGAUGAAUAUAAAGAAUUUUUUAUCAGCACAAAUGAUAAAGAUGGUAAAAAUGUGAUCACAACUUCAUUAUGUGAUGUAUUCUGGUUUGAUCAAUAUUCAAUCAAUAAUUCAAUGUUACCUGGAUUCAUUAACAAAGCACAAGCAUAUAAAAUCCUAAUUACUGGCAAAGCAAUUUCAAUGCUGCGUGAAGUUAGUAUGAAUCGUGUAUCGGCCGUAUUGCCAUUAUAUGAUCAAUUGAAAAAUUCAUUUGAAAAUUCAAAUCUAGAAAUUUUAUUUGAUCAAAAAUAUAGCUCAGAAGCCAAUGAUUUUGCCGGACUAUUGGAUUAUGUUUAUAAAGAAAUCAGCCAAACAGCGUUGAAUAUAUUGAAUGCUAAAUAUCAAUUAUAUGAACAUUUCAUUGCACAUAAACGUUUUCUGCUAUUUGAACAAGGUGAUUUCAUUAGCUAUCUGAUGGAAUUAUUGUUUCCGAUUAUAAAUCGACCGGCGAAUAAAAUACGCCCAUAUACAUUAUCACAAACAUUGGAAAAUGCCAUAAGAAAAACUAGUGCUCAAUGUUAUGAACAAUCAAAUGAUAUUCUAUCACGAAUUGAUAUUUAUUUUGAUCCACAAUUUCCAAUGGAAAAUGCCUGGGAUAUAUUGACACUAAAAUAUCGUAUCGAUGGACCAAUUGGAACCAUUUUCAAUCAACAAAGUCAAGUGAUCUAUACUAAAUUAUUUGCAUUGUUUUGGCGUACAAAAACCAUUGAAUUUUCAUUGAAUAAAUGUUGGAUUGAUUUGAAAAACAUUUCCACACAAUUACGAAUGGCAUCAUUUCUUCGUUUAUCAAGUAAUCAUUUCAAUUAUUUAUUAUAUCAAAUUCUAUCGUUCACAAAAACAAUUGAACAAUAUUUCAAUUAUCUACUUGAAAGUCGAUGGACACAAGUGAAAAAUGAACUUGAUCAGCCAAGAAAUCUGAAUAAAUUAAUCAAAAUUCAUCAUGUUUUCUUACAGAAUUUGAUGGCAAAAUUUUUCUUUGAAAAUCUUCUCAGACAACAUAAUGUUAUCAACAAAUUGAUAUUGUCAUUCAUCGAUAAACUUGAAUCAUUCAUCAAUGAUAUUGUAUAUAAUAAUCAAAAUGUUGAAAGAUUUUGGAACGAUCAAAUGGAUGAAUAUCGAAAAGAGAUUGAAGAAAAUUACAAUUUUUGGCUACAUAAUUUUGCUCGUAUGUUGCAUAAGGAAAUUUCAUUAUUUCUUGAAUUAUUGAUCGAUACAGAUGAAGAUGAUCAUCGUGAAUUAUGUUUCAGUAUCGAUUUCAAUAAAUACUAUAAAAUGCAACAUGUAAUCAAUUGAUUGCUGCAGUGAGCAGUUUUUUUUUCAUUUUGUUCAUUUUCUUUCACUUUUCCCCAUCAAU
Molecule: messenger RNA, 2680 nt
Organism: Dermatophagoides farinae (American house dust mite)
Lineage: Eukaryota; Metazoa; Arthropoda; Arachnida; Sarcoptiformes; Pyroglyphidae
Product: gamma-tubulin complex component 3 homolog
Biological process (GO): microtubule nucleation; mitotic cell cycle; spindle assembly
Cellular component (GO): spindle pole; microtubule organizing center; gamma-tubulin complex
Molecular function (GO): microtubule minus-end binding; gamma-tubulin binding
Source: RefSeq, a predicted model, not a curated record